AUGACAGUUAACUUUGCAAACAGCGCACCAAGUAGUAGUAGACUCUUACUGCUAUCGCUUGGUUUGUCAUGGACCUUGGUUACAGCUCAAGAAAGUGGCGACCCAACUGGUGAUGAUUCUUCUGGUAGUGGUGAUCCAUCAGGCGAUGACAGUGGCGGUAGUGGAGACCCAAGUGGUCAAGAUACAUCAUCACAAGGAUCACCAUCUUCAUCAACAAACGAAGGUAGUAGCGGUAGCGGCACUAGUGAUAGUGGCUCUUCAGGCAACGAAAGUACACCUGCUGCAUCACCUUCUCAGUCGUCCGAUGCAGGAGAUACACCAUCAUCCAAUCCUACAUUAUCGACUGAAGCCUCAAGCAACAACGACACUUCUUCAUCCACUAACAACACUGGUGCCAUUGCUGGUGGUGUCAUUGGUGGAUUGUUAGGUGCAGCAGCAGUGUUAUUAGCUCUAUUUUGGUUUUUAAAGAAACGUCGACAAGCAAGCAGCAAGGCUGCUGGAGGAGCCUUUGCUGAUAAGACCAUGAUACCCGAUGAGGAUGUUGAGGAAUUCACCCCACGAAAUGACGAAUACCCAUAUGGGAUGCAACAAUCAUCGUCAACCAAUGCAAACAGCAAUGAUGAUAUGAUACACAACAAUGCAUCUUCAUACACACCACCUCCUCCACCUCCUCAUUCUGCCGUGUACAACCGAUCCUAG
Lichtheimia ornata is the source of this 699-nucleotide messenger RNA. RefSeq lists its product as uncharacterized. Lineage: Eukaryota; Fungi; Mucoromycota; Mucoromycetes; Mucorales; Lichtheimiaceae. The transcript has 3 exons. The record is from RefSeq and is a predicted model, not a curated record. The coding region runs from base 1 to 699 and encodes 232 amino acids.